AAUCUCAGAUUCAGCUUGGGAUUUGUCUCGUCUUUAUCUCAAACAGCAAAUCGUGUUUUUUUAGAGUCGUCUUGAAAAUUCUUCUUCCACAAAUAUCCCAAUCUGCAAAAAAUCCGAUCGGGCUGAAACAUCAACAAUGGAUGGAAACAAAGACGACGCGUUGAAGUGUUUGAAAAUCUGCAAAAAUGCUAUGGAAGCUGGAGACCGACCUCGCGCUUUAAAAUUCCUUGCUAAAGCUCGUCGUCUUGAUCCUAAUCUCCCUAUCGAUGAUCUCGUCUCGGAGCUUAACAACAACAAAUCAGACGAACCAGGAUCUGCAAAACCUCCUGGAUCUGCUGCAACAACGGCCAAGGAUUCUUCUUCUUCUUCAGAUCGGCCUUCGUUACGUCAACGUGGAUCGUCAACGACGUCAUCGUCUUCUUCUUCCAUCUCCUACACUGAAGAACAGAUCUCUAUCGUGAGAAAGAUUAAAUCUAAAAAGGAUUAUUACGAGAUCUUAGGUCUUGAAUCAAACUGUUCAGUUGAUGAUGUGAGGAAAGCUUAUCGGAAACUCUCUUUGAAAGUUCAUCCUGAUAAGAACCCAGCUCCUGGUUCUGAAGAAGCUUUCAAAUCCGUCUCCAAGGCGUUUCAGUGCUUAAGCAACGAGGACGCUAGGAAAAAAUACGAUGUUAGUGGCUCCGAUGAACCUAUCUACCAACCACGUCGAUCUGCUAGAAGUAAUGGAUUCAACGGUGGUGGAAACUAUUACGAAGACGAGUUCGAUCCCAAUGAGAUUUUUAGAGCCUUCUUCGGUGGUGGUGGAAUGGCUCCUGCCGCUACUCAGUUCCGAUCAUUCAACUUCGGAGCUACUCGUCAAAGAGCAGCUAAUAAUAACAAUCAAGCUCCUGAAGCAGGUUUCAAUGGUCGUAUACUUCUUCAGCUACUUCCUGUUGUGUUCAUACUCCUGCUUAACUUCUUGCCUUCUUCUCAACCGGUUUACUCACUCUCUGCUACUUAUCCUUACCAUCACAAGUUCACUACACAGAGAGGUGUCAAUUACUUUGUGAGGUCGUCUAAAUUCGAGCAGGAUUACCCACGUGAUAGCAACGAUCGGCAUGUUUUGGAAGAACAAGUUGAGAGAGAUUAUGUGUCUAUACUUAGUCAGAAUUGUAGGUAUGAGAUGCAGAGGAAACAAUGGGGAUUUGUUCGUGAAACACCUCAUUGUGACAUGAUGCGGAGAUUUGAGACGGCUGAAGCCUAGAGCACCAAGAAUGAGUGAGGCACACACAAAUUGGGUCAGCUUAUAAACAUUUUUCAUGUCAAUGCCUUCACGAGUCAGAACUGAUAUAUGUUUUUGUUUUUGUUUUGGAUUUAUUAUAUAAUGCUUUAGAGAACCUAACAUACGAUCCUUGGAUUUUGUGUGAUUAUAUCUCUGAAUUAAGUUUUGGGUUUUAUUAA
Molecule: messenger RNA, 1437 nt
Organism: Camelina sativa (false flax)
Lineage: Eukaryota; Viridiplantae; Streptophyta; Magnoliopsida; Brassicales; Brassicaceae
Product: chaperone protein dnaJ 49
Biological process (GO): cellular response to misfolded protein
Cellular component (GO): endoplasmic reticulum membrane
Molecular function (GO): Hsp70 protein binding
Source: RefSeq, a predicted model, not a curated record